CUCCUCUAUCCCAGAAGUCUCGGCGAGCUUGCGCGGUCGGUCUCGCCACUUCCUUGUCUGGCUGGUCAGCCCGCCGAUCCUUGGGCAGGCCCGACGGAUGGCCAGAGAGCGACUGCUUCUGUUGCAUUUGGGGCGAGGGCAGGAGCAGAGCAGGGCACGGAGGGUUGGAUAUAGCUAAGGACCUGCUGAUUUUUGUCUUCUGAUUUGAGGGGCCCCAAACUGGGGACUCCAGGAAGCAAUCCAGUGGUAUGAUGGAUUUGGCUUAUGUCUGUGAGUGGGAGAAAAGGCCCAAAAGCAAUCAUUGCCCCUCCAUUCCAUUGGUCUGUGCCUGGUCCUGCCGAAACCUCAUAGCUUUCACCACAGAUCUGAAGAAUGAAGAGGAGAAAGAUCUGACCCACAUGAUUCAUAUUUUGGAUACAGAGCAUCCCUGGGAUGUGUAUUCCAUUAACUCGGAACACAAUGAAAUGAUCACUUGCUUGGAGUGGGAUCAGUCUGGCUCUAGGCUCCUGUCGGCCGAUGCUGAUGGACAUGUGAAGUGUUGGAGCAUGUCUGACCAUCUGGCCAAUAGCUGGGAGAACACAGUAGGCAGCAUGGUGGAAGGUGACCCCAUAGUGUCUUUGUCCUGGUUACAUAAUGGUGUGAAGCUUGCCCUCCAUGUGGAGAAGUCUGGUGCCUCAAGUUUUGGUGAUAAAUUUUCUCGAGUCAAGUUCUCACCCUCUCUGACGCUUUUUGGUGGGAAGCCCAUGGAGGGUUGGAUUGCAGUGACCAUCAGUGGGCUGGUGACUGUGUCCCUGCUGAAGCCCAACGGGCAGGUGCUGACAUCCACAGAGAGCCUGUGCCGUCUGCGCUGCCGUGUGGCCCUUGCAGAUAUCGCCUUCACCGGCGGGGGGAAUAUCGUGGUGGCUACAUCCGAUGGCAGCAGCACCUCUCCAGUCCAGUUCUACAAGGUGUGUGUCAGUGUUGUGAAUGAGAAGUGCAGGAUUGACACGGAGAUCCUACCGUCCCUCUUCAUGCGCUGCACAACAGACCCAGCACGGAAGGACAAGUACCCUGCCAUCACGCACCUGAAAUUCCUUGCCAGAGACAUGUCAGAGCAGGUGCUGCUGUGUGCCUCUAACCAGAUGAGCAGUAUUGUGGAAUGCUGGUCCCUGCGGAAGGAGGGCCUGCCUGUGAACAACAUCUUCCAGCAGAUCUCCCCUGUGGUUGGAGAGAAACAGCCGAUGAUCCUCAAGUGGCGGAUUCUGUCAGCGACCAAUGAUCUGGACCGUGUGUCUGCAGUGGCCUUGCCCAAGCUGCCCAUCUCACUCACCAAUACUGACUUGAAAGUGGCGAAUGACACCAAGUUCUGCCCUGGAUUAGGUCUAGCAUUGGCUUUUCAUGAUGGCAGCGUCCACAUCGUCCACCGACUCUCUCUGCAGACGAUGGCUAUGUUUUAUGGCUCUUCUUCUCAACGCCCAGUUGACGAACAGGCCAUCAAAAGGCAGCGGGCUGCCGGCCCCUCCAUCCACUUUAAAGCCAUGCAGCUCUCCUGGACCUCACUGGCACUUGUAGGCAUUGAUAACCAUGGAAAGCUGAGCAUGCUCCGCAUCUCACCCUCCAUGGGCCACGCUCUGGACAUGAACAUGUCCCUGCGCCACCUGCUCUUCCUGCUGGAGUACUGCAUGGUGACGGGCUAUGAUUGGUGGGACAUCCUGCUGCAUGUGCAGCCCAGCAUGGUACAGAACCUGGUGGAGAAGCUCCAUGAAGAGUACAUGCGCCAGAAUGCGGCGCUGCAGCAGGUUCUCUCCACUCGUAUUGUGGCCAUGAAAGCCUCCCUCUGUAAACUGUCCUCCUGCACUGUGGCCCGGGUCUGUGAUUACCAUGCCAAGCUCUUCCUGAUUGCCAUCAGCUCCACACUGAAGUCGCUGCUCCGUCCUCAUUUCCUGAACACUCCAGACAAGAGCCCUGGUGACCGGCUGACUGAAAUUUGCAGCAAGAUCACUGACGUGGAUAUCGAUAAGGUGAUGAUCAACCUGAAGACAGAAGAGUUUGUGUUGGAGAUGACGACUCUGCAGUCCCUGCAGCAGCUCAUCCAGUGGGUGGGAGACUUUGUGCUCUACCUCUUGGCCAGCCUGCCCAAUCAGGGGUCUCCUGUCCGCCCUGGCCACAGCUUUCUACGUGAUGGUGCUUCCCUGGGCAUGCUCCGAGAAUUGAUGGUCGUUAUUAGGAUCUGGGGCCUAUUGAAACCAAGCUGCCUGCCCAUUUAUACUGCGACCUCUGACACCCAGGAUAGCAUGUCUCUCCUCUUCCGGCUCCUGACAAAACUCUGGCUCUGCUGUCGGGAUGAGAACCAUCCCUCGGAGCCCGAUGAGACCCUGAUUGAUGAGUGUUGUCUCCUUCCGAGUCAGCUGCUCAUUCCCAACCUGGACUGGCUGCCCAUUAGCGACGGCAUCAUCAGCAAACUCCAGAGCAAGCAGCUGGUGCGGCUUCAGUUUGGGAAGGCACCAGGGCUGCUGGGCUACGCUGGCACCCCACCCUUCGAUGUCCUUGCCAGGGCCCCUGGACAGCCGAAGAUUGACCACCUCAGGAGACUGCACUUGGGGGCGUACCCCACUGAGGAAUGCAAAUCCUGCACCAGGUGUGGCUGCGUCACUGUGCUCAGGUCCCCCCACAAGGCGACGGCAGUGAAGCAGUGGGAACAGCGUUGGACCAAGAACUGUUUGUGUGGGGGCCUGUGGCGCCGGAUGCCUGCCAGCUACUCCUGACCAAGGGGGGCCCUGCAGAGGCCCUGGGCUGGCCCACCUCUACUCUGCCCUUCCCUGCAUCCCAGAAGGGACUUGACUCCAAGUGGUGGCCCUUCAUGGAGUCUGCAGCGAGCACCUCCCAGCCUGGCAUCUUGUAAAUAUGUUUGUAAUGUGCUCUGUACAAAAAAAAGGUCUCUUUUGGGACUUCUUUCUCCUUGAUGUCCUAGGCCACUGUGUGUCAUGUUUUAGUCAGGAAUAGGAACAUCUCUCCUUUCCCCCUCUCCCCCAAAAGAAAAGAAAAAUCUUGCUUUGGGGAAACUGAUGUGAUAGUGAAAUGGAAGCACCUCCAAAACCCUGACAGUGCUCAGGAUGUAGAGGACAAGGGCAGAACUAAGCCUCUGGGCUGACUCUGCCACCAUCUUAUUGGGUGACUUUGGUUAAGUGGCUCCCCUUUUCUGGUUCUGACUUUUCUCAUCUAUUAAAUGAGGGCCUUCAACUAGAAGGUUGAUGGUCAGAGGAUCAUGGGAAUUGGUAAGUCCAGCAUUCUGUAUUCUAAGCUCUGGCCCAGCUCUGAUCUUCUGGGUCUAAAGGGCCCUCCCUACUCUGUUAACCUCUUCCAGGACAGCUCCACUCAGAUCUGGAACUAGAAGGAACCUGGGAAGCCAUCUCAUCUACCUCUCACUGUACAAAUGAGGAAAUUGAGAUUCAGGGAGAAAUAUGCAUUGGAGAUGGGAAGAACCCAAGGUCAACCCUGUGUGUGCUCUUUUCCAAACUGUGACUCCUGAAGCUCCCCAGCAGCAAAUCCUGAUCCUCUUGAGCCAUCGGCAACCCCAAGAUUCAGAUCUGGGAUAAGCGAAACCUACUUUGUUUUGAAAGAUCUUUUUUUUUUUAAACCCUUACCUUCCAUCUUGGAGUCAAUACUAUGCAUUGGCUCCAAGGCAGAAGAGUGGUAAGGGCUAGGCAAUGAGGGUUAAGUGACUUGCCCAGGGUCACACAGCUGGGAAGUGUCUGAGGCCAGAUUUGAACCUAGGACCUCCCAUCUCUAGGCCUGGAUCUCAAUCCACUGAGCUACCCAGCUGCCCCCGAAAGAUCUUCUUUCUGGAUUUUACUUUCCCCAAGGUUCCAAGUCUAUAACUAUAGGGCCUCUAUCUGAAAGGAUUUUUUUUUUUAAAGUUUUUUUACCCUUUUCAAGUACUUGCUUCAGGUCCCAACCAGCCAGCCAGUCUCUUCUGCAGCAGAUGUCUUUUUUUUUUUUGGAAAAUUUAAUUAGUUAAUUUAAAAUAUUUUUCCAUGGUUACAAGAUUCAUGUUCUUUCCCUCUCCUUCCUCCACCCCCCUCCUGUAGCUGACAUGCAGUUCCACUGGGUUUUACAUGUGUCAUUGAUCAAGACCUAUUUCCAUGUUAUUGAUAAUUGCACUGGGGUGAUCAUUUAGAGUCUACAUCCCCAGUCAUAUCCCCAUUGACCCAUGUGAUCAAGCAGUUGUUUUUCUUCUGUGUUUCUGUUCCCACAGUUCUUCCUCUGGAUGUGGAUAGUGCUCUUUCUCAUAAGUUCCUCAGAAUUGUCUUGGGUCAUUGUGUUGCCACUAAUAGAGAAGUCCAUUACGUUCGAUUGUACCACAGUAUAUCAGUCUCUGUAUAUAAUGUUCUCCUCGUUCUGUGCAGCAGAUGUCUUGAGAGGUGGCACAGGAUCAUGGAUAUUGAGCCAACCUCGGAGUCAGAGAGGCCUGGAUUUGGAUCCUGACUGACACGUGCUGGCUAGAUGACCCUGGGCAAGUCCCUGACCUCUUUCCUUAGUGCCCCAUGCAACUCUGUGAGGGGCAGAGCUGGUGCCCAUCAGCACUGAUAGAGAGAGCUCCCUCACUUUGAAUUCCUCAUAUUAGUGAAAUCACAACGAUGGCCUUCUCCCAGACGUCAUAUUGUCUAAUCAGUUCAAGAGACAGUUAUUAAUCUCCUUCUGUGUACCAAGCUUGGGCUGAGGAAGCAAAGGUUUAACAGAGGCCAGCCUCACAUUGUCCCAUAGAUCUGUGUUUUAUAGGCCUUGUUGGGGGUCAGCCUGGCAACACCGAAUACAGUAAUCAAAACAAAACCAAGCAAACCCAAUUCUCUGUCUGUCUCUGUCUCUCUCCCUCCCUUCGUCUCUGCCUCUCUCUGUCUGUUGCUGUCUUUCUCUUUCUCCUCCCACUCUGUUCACGCAGAGUUGUUGUUGUUUUUAAGUUCAUGGCCCCUUGUUAAGCACCCUAGCUUUCAAGUUUCAUUCUUUCUUUUGUCCUUCCUGGAGUGGAGCCUAAGGAGUGCUGAGUUCCCAGACCCACAUACUUAUCCUUUUCCACUUAGAUUUUAAUAUCAGCAGGGGAGAGUCCUUGACCCAAGGCUUGAUCCCUCCCUUUCCUCGCCACGAGAUUAAAUUCCACUUGAGUCAAUGAGAGCAGCUGCUGUCCCUGAAGUCCUGCUGGAAAUGUAUCCUACUUGACUGUGAAAGAGAAGACGGCAAGUUCUGUAUGUUCUUCUGUGGCUUCAGAUUAAGUGUUUCUCUCCUGAGGGCAGUCAUUGGAAAGAUGUGGCUUGACCCUCACCACCUCUCCCCAACCCUUGGACAGACACGCUCCAGAUUAGCUCCUCUCCUUAUUCUCUCUUCAGAGAACCUGGGGAGGCAGGAGGGGCAGGGGGCAGGGGCAGGGGCUCAUGUCUAGGGAACCCCAAAGCCUCGCAUCAGCUAUGAGAGCUCUCCAAGGUCUCCAUUUCUCUUUCCACCACCUGCUGGGGAAGACAGUUUUUAAGUUUGUUUUUAAUUCUUCAAUAGUUUUUAUUAAAUCAUUUUAUAUACUACAAAAAAUACAUCAAAAGUUGUGUUCUUGUAUAGUAACUUGUGUCUUUUUUGGACAGAUCUGAGAGAAAUUGUUGGAACUUUUUGUUGUUAUUAUCCUGUUACUUAUCUAUAGCUUGGACUAAAAAUGAUUUGGUCAUUCAGAGAAAUAGAAGGAUGGUGACCACUGCUAGAAAAUCAUCAUCCAUCAAUGAACUCUAAUGAAAAUGAAAUGUGACUGGGAGUUGUUGUGCAGAAUAAAUUUUGCAUUUUUAA
This is a messenger RNA of Monodelphis domestica (gray short-tailed opossum), 5802 nucleotides long. RefSeq names its product mediator complex subunit 16 (gene MED16). Gene Ontology annotation, biological process: positive regulation of DNA-templated transcription. Gene Ontology annotation, molecular function: protein binding. The record is from RefSeq and is a predicted model, not a curated record. Gene Ontology annotation, cellular component: mediator complex. NCBI's taxonomy places the organism in Eukaryota, Metazoa, Chordata, Mammalia, Didelphimorphia, Didelphidae.